GCGUUUUUUGUUGCCGAGCAACAUUUGUAACCACCAGCAACAUUUGAAAGCGGGCGGAUUUGAAAGAAUGGCCUUGCUGCCCGAAUGUAUCUCACACGGCAACCAGUUUUUCCAUUUCCACGACAGUCGACGCAAGCAGUUCGUUCGGUUGUUCCGUGUUCCCUUGCGUCCAGAUAUCUCGAAAACUCCCCCUAUUUCGGGGAGCGGGAAGCAGGCAAAAUCACCCACCAAAAGCCUGUUCAUUUCGAGUUUCGAGCCCAAUGCCAAGGAUGCAGCAGAUGGACAGUAUUCCUCCAGUAGUAUCUUUGGGAUACAAAUUAAGUUGAUUCGUUGCGCUCUGUUCGGAUCGGUUCGCAUCAUCAUCGGUUCUUUGGGUCACCUCAGCGCCCAGUCCCGGCCCCGGUCCGUAUCUACUACUCUUGGUCGUCUUGCAGUGCAUUUUGUGUAGCUAGAUACCUUUGUCGGCGUAUCGGCGUAUCCGUAAACUGUUACUGCACCUCUUACUGUCGCUUUGCCCCGGUCGCUUGUCCCUUGUAGCUUGUCAAUCUAGGCACUGAUAAAAAAGCAGUAACCACGAAACAUAAACCAACAACGCUACGCUACAGACUACAGACAGCAAGUGUCCCGUAUCUCUUUGAGGCCCCCGAGUUGUCUCCGUGUGCUCGUUGAUAAAUGCAUUUCAUGCGUUCCAGCUAUGUAAAUAGCAAUUUAAUUUGAGUGUCCACAGUAAAUAUCGAAAAACCGACCCGACACAUACACAGCUCCUCCGAUUCCGGGACCCAGGGACCAAGGAGCCCGUCGAAAAGGCCAUUCAGCAAUUGGACUCGUCGUCUGCAGUCGUCUGGCAGCCAAAUAUUGAAUAUUUACAGAUGCGUUGAGUGGUUUUCGAGUGCCUGGCACUUACUUGGCAGCAGCUCUCCCCGACCCGGCUCUGAGCCGAUGGAUAGUCGCCUGAAUAUAUCAACGGAUUGUCAGCACAUAAUACCCUUCAAUCCUAUUCGUGAGUGUCCUCCCGCGUGAUUCGAGUGUGUGCGUGCGCGUGUGUGUGUGAUUGCGAGGCUUUAUCCCCGCUAAUUGGCCAGAGAAAGACCAAAGGAUAGACAGAGAAAGAGAGAGAGAGAGCGAUAAAGGAGUACAAACUAUGGAUAUGGAUGUGAUGAUGAUCUCGAUGUGCAUCCUGGCGAGCACCUUGAUGGCUCCCGGCUGGGCCAGCACAUCGCGCUUCCUGCGCGUGCCCCAGAGCCAGUCGAUUGUGGAGAACGAGGCCGACGACUUUGGCUGCGAGGCCACGGAUCCCGCCAGCUAUUUGCACUACGAAUGGCUGCACAAUGGUCGCGAGAUUGCGUAUGACAAGCGAAUCUAUCGAGUCGGUUCCCAUUUGCAUAUCGAGGCCGUGCAGCGGGAGGAGGAUGUGGGCGAUUAUGUGUGCAUUGCCACCAGUUUGGCCAGCGGCGCCAGAGAGGCCUCGCCUCCGGCCAAAUUGAGCGUGAUAUAUCUGGAGUCGGCCAGCGUGAGGCUGCUGGGCAGCAAUCGGAACGAGCUGCUGCUCAAGUGCCACGUGGAGGGCGCCUCCGGGGACGAGCCGCUGCAGAUCGAGUGGUACCGGAACAGCGCCAGGCUGGCCAGCUGGGGCAACGUCCAUUUGGAGCAGCAUCGCCUGCUGGUGCGUCAGCCGAGUCCCUCCGACGAUGGCCUCUACCGCUGCACUGCCUCGAACGCUGCAGGGCGGGUGAUGAGCAAGCAGGGCUACGUCUACCAGGCGAACAUCAAGUGUCUGCCCCGGCUGCUGAAGAAGAACCAGAAGCUGCCCGAGUCGUGGGGCAAGCAGAUCUUCCUGUGCCGCGGCAAGCGGGGCGGAUCUGGUGGCCUGGAUCAGGCCCUCUCCCCGGCCCCCGAGGAUCUGCGCAUUGUCCAGGGACCCGCUGGCCAGCUGCUCAUCAAGGAGGGCGACUCAGCCGCUCUCAGCUGCCUCUACGAGCUGCCCGCCGAGCUGCAGAACCAGCGCAUUCAACUCCGCUGGCGAAAGGAUGGCAAGCUGCUGCGACACGUGGAGCUGGGGGGGCGCCCCAUACCAGGACACGCUCACGACUCUGGCAAGGAUGCGCUGCUGCGCGAAGACGCCCGCCUGGUGCUGCACAAGCAGAACGGCACCCUGAGCUUUGCCAGCAUCAUUGCCAGCGACGCCGGCCAGUACCAGUGCCAGCUGCAGCUCGAGGGCCAUGCGCCCCUCAACUCCUCCCCCGGCCUCCUGGAGGUCAUCGAGCAGCUGAAGUUCGUGCCGCAGCCCACAUCGAAGUAUCUGGAGCUAGACGCAGCCGUGGCCAAGGUGCACUGCAAGGCCCAGGGCACACCGUCGCCGCAGGUGCAAUGGCUGAGGUCUCGAACGAGUGGGCACUCCUAGGAUAAGGACUU
Messenger RNA from Drosophila miranda, 2412 nucleotides. Its product is annotated as tyrosine-protein kinase-like otk. Gene Ontology annotation, cellular component: plasma membrane. Lineage: Eukaryota; Metazoa; Arthropoda; Insecta; Diptera; Drosophilidae. Gene Ontology annotation, molecular function: protein binding. The transcript is spliced from 5 exons. The record is from RefSeq and is a predicted model, not a curated record. Gene Ontology annotation, biological process: axon guidance; cell adhesion. Bases 1142 to 2401 code for a protein of 419 amino acids.